Messenger RNA from Perognathus longimembris pacificus (Pacific pocket mouse), 3196 nucleotides. It is a transcript of the gene Zfp37, whose product is annotated as ZFP37 zinc finger protein. Bases 275 to 2005 code for a protein of 576 amino acids. The record is from RefSeq and is a predicted model, not a curated record. Gene Ontology annotation, molecular function: DNA-binding transcription factor activity; RNA polymerase II cis-regulatory region sequence-specific DNA binding. Gene Ontology annotation, biological process: regulation of transcription by RNA polymerase II. Lineage: Eukaryota; Metazoa; Chordata; Mammalia; Rodentia; Heteromyidae. The transcript is spliced from 4 exons.
CUCUGCACUCCCAGCCUCCGCCUUUCCUGUUCAGUGCCCAGGCUGAGGAGAGGGGAGCCCCGACCGCCCCUUCCAGCCUGGCCAGGGAGUGUUUCUUGUCCUGAUGAGGUGCUCCCAUGACAAACCAUUUCCCAAGACACCCCUGCUGAGGCUGAUGUAGAAAUGUGGUUCCUCCACGGGAAUGUAGAAGGACAACCACGAGGGAUCAAUAGCAUUUAAAGAUGCGGAAGGGGAGAGACUGGAUCCUGCACAGAGGGACGUGCACAAGGAUGCCAUGCUGGAGAACAACGGCAACCUAGUCUCAAAGGAGUAUCGAGCUCCCAAACCAGACAUGAUGUCCAAGUUGAAACAAAGAGAAGAGCCAUGUCUGGGGAAGAGGAAAAAACCCAGUCAAAGUCAUCUAAGUAAAAUAGCAAGACCCAAGCCAAUAAGGGCCAAUGGAAAUGAAGUCCAACAAAAUGAUGACCAGCCAGAGAAUACCCAGAAAUCUCAAAAGGAGCUCACUGAGGAAGUUACAUUCAAGAAGAAAAUUCCAACUAAGAAAAAAGGCAAUGAAGAAAGUGGUUCAUUGGUGAAAAAGAAUAAUGUGAGUAUGAAACAUGUACCUUCAAAAAAAAGACUUCUUAAAUUUGAUUCACCUGAAAAAAAUCUGAAACAGAAUUUAGAUUCACCUGGUGAGAUGAAAAGAAAUGCAAAAAAGAAACCGGAUAUAGCUAAAGAACAUGAGAAAUUGUUCAGCCAUGGCUUAUCAGAUACAAAGAAAGAAAAAAAUGAAGCUGGAAAGAAACAUGAAAAAUUAUCCAACCAUAGUUUAUCUGAUAAGUGUGACACAACUCAGACUGGCAAGAAAAGUGAGAAAUUAUGCCAUCCUAGCCCAUCUCCUACUAAGCAAGGCAAAAUCCAAACUGGAGAGAAACGUAAGAAAUCAUCCAGCCAUAGUUCAUCUACUAAGCCUGGCAAAACUGAAGCUUGUGUGAACCCCUAUGAAUGUAGUCAAUGUGGGAAAGUUCUCAGCCAUAAACAAGGACUCAUUGACCACCAGAGAAUUCAUACUGGGGAGAAGCCUUAUGAAUGUAAUGAAUGUGGGAUAGCCUUUAGCCAAAAGUCCCACCUUGUUGUACAUCAGCGAACUCACACGGGAGAAAAACCAUAUGAAUGUACUCAGUGUGGCAAAGCCCAUGGUCAUAAACAUGCCCUCACUGACCACCUAAGAAUUCAUACUGGAGAAAAGCCCUAUGAAUGUACUGAAUGUGGGAAAACCUUCAGACAUAGCUCAAACCUUAUUCAACAUGUGAGAUCUCAUACAGGUGAGAAGCCUUAUGAAUGUAAGGAAUGUGGGAAAUCCUUUAGGUAUAAUUCUUCUCUUACUGAGCAUGUGAGAACUCAUACAGGUGAAAUCCCAUAUGAAUGUAAUGAAUGUGGCAAAGCCUUUAAGUACAGCUCAUCCCUGACUAAGCAUAUGCGAAUUCAUACGGGUGAGAAACCCUUCGAAUGUAAUGAAUGUGGGAAAACUUUCAGCAAGAAGUCACACCUCCUUAUACAUCAACGAACUCAUACAAAGGAGAAACCUUACAAAUGUGAUGAAUGUGGGAAAGCCUUUGGGCAUAGUUCAUCUCUUACUUAUCAUAUGAGAACACAUACAGGUGAAAGUCCCUUUGAAUGUAGUCAGUGUGGGAAGGCCUUUAAACAAAUUGAAGGCCUUACUCAACACCAGAGAGUUCAUACUGGGGAGAAACCCUUUGAAUGCAAUGAUUGUGGCAAAGCCUUUAGCCAAAAAGCACACCUUAUUGUACAUCAGAGAACUCAUACGGGGGAGAAACCCUUUGAAUGUAAUGAAUGUGGAAAAGCCUUCAAUGCAAAAUCACAACUUGUUAUACAUCAGAGAUCCCACACUGGAGAGAAACCCUACGAAUGUAGUAAAUGUGGGAAAGCUUUCAAACAAAAUGUAUCCCUUACAAAACAUAUGAAAACUCACUCAGAAGAGAAAACUCAUGAAUCAAGUUAAUACAGGAAAAUAUUUUUGAACCUUUGUUAGCAUAUCUUAGUUGUAAGUGGGGGUUUACAGCGAUAUUCUCAUAUAUUCAUAGUGUACCCCAGUCAAGCUCACCCUCUUCAUAGGGCCUCUUGUUCUCUUCUCCCUUCUUAAAACAAUUCCAGUAAGUUUCAGUGUUUUAUUUUUAUUCAUGUAUACAAAGUACUUUGAUGAUUAACCCUUCAUAUGGGAACUUUGAUAGCUAAACUGAUGAUUUUGUUUAAUCUUAGAAAUAGUCUAAACUUGAAAAAUGUUAGAAAACAUUUCGCAAGAUACCUUGUUCUGUACAAGAGAAUUUGAGUGUGGAUCUUAUAUAGAAGUAAUGGGUGGAAAUGAGAGAUUAACUUGACAUCAUACCCCUUACAAAAAAAUACUGUUUCGUGAUUCUCAACUAUUGUAAAUGAGCUACUUGUUAAAAUUAAAACAUAUUUUUAAAAAAAUCCCUAAAAACAUAAAAAGGUUAAAACAAAGUAUCCAAAUUGUGAAUUAUGUGAAUAAUCAGGGCAAUGAAGGAAUAAGUUAACCGUGCCAACAGUUCCUAAGUUGUUUGGAUGCUGUGUACUUAUAUACCACAUAUUUGAAUGGCAUUUGCCUAUCUAGUAAUUGCCCUGUGCAAACUCAUGUGGUCAUCCCUACUGAAGAUGUUAUCAUCUAGCUCUUAAUGUGUAUCUGAGCUUAUAUACCUAUAAAAAGCUUCACAGAAGGCUUUCAUUUAUCUCAGAAUUAUUAACAGAAAAUUAAGAAAAAGUAGGAGAAAAGUGACUGAGCAUAGAAAUGUACUGGUAGGAAAUAACAUCCAAGAGAUACUGUUAGGUACUAAAAAGUAGAUUGUGAAGCCAUGUUUGUCACUGUGUAAUAAUAGGUAUGUAUGUAUUUCUGUCUCUCUUUGUGUGUGUAUGUAUGCAUAUAUAUUUAUAUACUUGUAUGUCAAUCGAUUUUCUUUUUAAAACAAUACAGAAGAAACUUAACAGUUGCUAACGAGCGAAGGAAUACAGGACUGAGGGUCUGAGAUGGGAGUGAGACCUCUUUUGUGUAUACUGCUUGAAAUUUGUAUCAUGUACUUAUAUUAGUUUCACAUUUAAAAUACCUUUUUUUGGGGUCAGUUAUGGGGCUUGAACUCAGUGGUUGGGUGCUGUCCCUGAGCUUUCAUGCUCAAGGCUAGUG